AUGUCAAACCCGGCAAGUGAGAUGCCCACGUCCGGCGCUCCUGCUGUGACCAAGAUAUCGGCCGAACUCUCCCCGCCACUCACAUCGACCAACACAUCUCCUCGUUUCUCUACCGAUGAAGUGACUGUUAUAUUUGUGCUUGGAGGUCCUGGUAGUGGAAAAGGAACGCAAUCUGCCAAACUUGUCAAGGACUAUGGUUUUUCUCAUCUCUCCGCGGGCGAUCUGCUCAGAGCCGAGCAGGACCGUGAAGGAAGUCAGUACGGUGACUUGAUUCGACAUAACAUUCGCGAAGGAAUCAUCGUGCCCAUGGAAAUCACGGUUACACUUCUCUCCAACGCCAUGGCUGCCAUUCUUGAGAAGAAAAAGAAAGACGGAAGUAGCGUCGAGCGUACGUCACGGUUCCUCAUCGACGGAUUCCCACGCAAAAUGGAUCAAGCAGUUUACUUCGAGGAAACAGUUUGCCCCUCGGCAGGAACUCUUUUCCUAUCUUGCACAGAAGAGGUGAUGUUGGAUCGUCUAUUAAAGCGUGGAGAGACUAGCGGCCGUGACGACGAUAAUAUCGAGUCAAUUAAGAAGCGAUUCCGUGUCUUCGAAGAGACUAGCAUGCCGGUUGUCGACUAUUACGAGAAGAUGGGCAAGGUCAUGAGCGUUUCUGCAGUUGGUACUGAGGCCGAAGUUACUGCUCGCAUUCACAAGGAGAUAGAGAGCCGUGGCAUCGUGCAGCAAAGGGGAAAUUGA
Messenger RNA from Nannizzia gypsea CBS 118893, 738 nucleotides. RefSeq names its product uridylate kinase. The transcript has a single exon. The record is from RefSeq and is a predicted model, not a curated record. NCBI's taxonomy places the organism in Eukaryota, Fungi, Ascomycota, Eurotiomycetes, Onygenales, Arthrodermataceae. Gene Ontology annotation, biological process: 'de novo' pyrimidine nucleobase biosynthetic process; CDP biosynthetic process; UDP biosynthetic process. Gene Ontology annotation, cellular component: cytoplasm; nucleus. The coding region runs from base 1 to 738 and encodes 245 amino acids. Gene Ontology annotation, molecular function: ATP binding; UMP kinase activity.